Leptosia nina is the source of this 2088-nucleotide messenger RNA. NCBI's taxonomy places the organism in Eukaryota, Metazoa, Arthropoda, Insecta, Lepidoptera, Pieridae. The record is from the annotation of a GenBank genome assembly.
AUGGAUAGUGGAGUGAAACAGCUAGAAAAAUUAGCGUCUAGUCUUCUACGUCUUCAGAGCAUCUACGAAAAUCUGAAGCCAGGGAGUAAGUCUUUUCACGUCACGCAUGUCAAGCGGGUCUCCAAGGCCGUGGAAGUUAUAGACUUUCUUGCGGAACUAGAGGCAUCAGAUCGUUGGAGCUACAAGUACAUCGUACUGGACUCUUCAACGGAAAUCGCCAAAGAUACUGUUAUCAAGCACGCCAGGAGUUUUAAGCUGGGACGAAGGACUUAUCAUUAUUUGUUGAGCGGUUUUGUGAUGGAUGACCACUGGAGUGAAAAUACGCACGAAUUCGAAACUCUCAACAUAACUGGUUUCCGAGUUCUUGAUUACUCCACCAAGAAAGUCAAGGAUUUCCUUGAAAUAUGGCAGUAUGGAAGUCAUAUAUCGUCAAAAGCGGCAAUGAUGUUCGACUCAGUGAAUCUAUUGAUAGAAGCAAUCCUGCGCAUGGGCCGAAAGAAAUCCGAUUUCCUACGCGCCGCCUACCGUCGCAGCUAUUCCAAUAGCACGAAGAAUACAGACUGCAAUAUUGAGGAGCGAGGUAUAACGCCCUUCGAAUUUGGAGAGAAAUUGGCAAAGAUGAUAAGGAAGACGGAGAUAGAUGGGUUGACCGGCUUCAUAAAAUUCGAUGACGACGGCCGCCGUCGCAACUUUUCGCUGCGAGUCGUGGAAAUGACCACAGGCACUAAUGCAGAGACGAUCGGAACUUGGUACGAUGAUACAGGCCUGUCAACGCUUAAUGAACUUGGCUGGGUGGGCUCUGUUGACAGGAAUAAGACCUACAUCAUAACUAGCAUCGUCGAAGAGCCAUAUAUAAUGCCGAUUCUGGAUUACAACUCAAAUAAGAAGAAGCACAAAGGAUUUUGUGUUGAUCUAGCUGAAUUGAUUAUGGACAAAUUGAAGUUGAAAUAUGAACUAAGAAUUGUGAAGGAUGGCAAAUAUGGUGGGGAAAAUAUUGAUGCCGAAAGCGGUUGGGAUGGUAUCGUCGGGGAAUUAAUGCGAAGGGAAGCUGAUCUAUCUAUAUCAUCUCUUAGUGUGACGGUGUACAGAGAACAAGUGAUCGACUUCAGCAAAACAUUCCUCUCCUUUGACACAGUACCUGAAGAUGUGCCUAUAUCUACGGAGUCCAUAUUUAGCUUCCUUCUGCCGUUGUCUAAGGAAAUUUGGUUCUGUAUACUGGGAAGCUUUUUCGCUGUCAGCAUUUGCUUGUAUAUUGUGUCGAAGUACUGCCCGAAUGAAUAUCAGCUGCGCGUGAGAACGAGCGGUAAUAGACAAACAUCUAGAAUCAAAAUACCACAGGCGAAGUUGGAAAACACAUUUUCACUAUGGACGGCGAUUUGGUUUGCGCUCGGUUCAUUUAUGCAACAAUCAAGCGGUUAUAGCCCCAGAUCCCUAUCUGGCAGGAUAGUUAGCGGCGUGUGGUGGUUCGUGGCUUUGUUCGUCAUUGUAAUAUAUACAGCGAACUUGACCACACAUCUCACUAUUGCACAACUCAAUCCACCAUUGAAUCCAAUACAUAGAAUCUCUAAGUGCCCAGCGGAAACCAACAAGCCAUGUGAAAUGCUGAUCUCCGUUAUGGAGACGGGUCUAAAAGAUUUCGCGGUUGCGUUUCCCAAAGGAUCACCACUACGGGAAGGUGUUAAUUUGGCGUUGCAGAAAUUGAGGAACGAGGGAGCGCUGUAUCGUCUCAUACGCACUUGGUUUAUGCCUUCGUCUUGCACCAAUAAGAACCACGGCAAAGAGAUGACAUUGAGUCAGAUCGCUGGGUUGUUCUACAUACUGGUCGGUGGGCUCGUGUUGGGACUGAUUAUUGGGUUUAUUGAGUACAUGGUGUAUCGUCAUAAAAGUCAGGAAGGAUCAGGUGAUGUAUCACCUCCCGGGACCCCAAUACGAACUCCAACCAGUCCUAUGAUGCGGAAGAGCCAACGGACGCUGAGUGAACGCGACGCUAUUGAUUGGAAUGCUGUGAAUUUUACUGGGUACGACUCGCCAAGGGUCCAACAACGACAAGAGGAGACAGCAAUGCAGGGGACCUUUGGACAAGUCUGA